CAAAAAUGAAUACAUAACUGUUUAUCUUAAUUUAGUGUAUUUUUUGGACAGUUUUUAUUGUAUUAAGUACUUGUAUUUUCAAGCCUGCUUAAAAAUGCCUCGAGGGAAAGGUUUAAUCUGAACAGAUUUACAGGUCUGUAGGGAUGGCAGAUGACAGCUGGGCUGGUGUGCGGUGGGGCAGAAGACGGGAAGAGAAGAGCAUGCUGCUGCUCUUUUGGAUUUUCACAGAAUUCCCUCCAUCCCUCCUUCAGCAUCCUCUCCCUCUCUCUCUGCCAGUCCACAUGUCAGUAGUCCCUCUUCCUUGGCAGUUCCUCCCUCUGUCCCAGGCAGAGCUGGGCCCACUUUUCUCCAAUUCAACCCCUUUCUCCUUCUCCCAGAGCCUGUUCAUGGUGCCCCCACAUGGCUGGGCCCCCAGACCAGGCCUGCAAGCUUCAUUUGGCCCUUACUCAGUUACACAGCUCAUAUCAGAGCCUGUCCUCCCAUUCUCUCCCCUUCUGUCUGCCUCCCUCCUUUCAGAGCAUGUAGAGAGAUAUAGGGAUGAGGGUGGGCAGGAGAGGUUUAGGGUGAGAACGCUGUUUCACAAGCAGGUCGACACCAGCACCCGAGGGACCUGCAUCACCCUGCAUGCUUUCAAGGAGACAGAGGAGCACAAGGCCUCCUGUAUGACACAGCCUCUUUUAGGGCUGUGUGUGGUAACUCUGACACUGCCCAGUCACUGGUUUGAGGAUCAGCACACCAACCAAACACUUAAGUGGCACAGUAGCUUCCACCGUCGUCGCUGGGUGCAGAAGCGGGAAAGGCCACGGAGCGGGCAUCAACACAGCACCACUGUCGAGCAUGAGGGUGCGACUCCUCCUUCAUUGAGAUACCAAUCAGCUGUGAAUGGAGAAACCCAAGUGCAUGUGCCACGGGCCUUCAGGUACCAACGGGGUCCUGUGAGAAACCAAAUACAACUUUACUACUCCUCCUUUGACAUAGUGGCUGACUUUGAGCUGACACAAAGAUGUGUGGAGGACAGAGCAGCUUCAUUCCCAAGGCAGCUCUUCCAUAUCAAAGCAGUGACACUGAAGGAUGAGGAGGAGAAAGAAAGAGAGGAGAGCAGAACCAAAGAACAAGAAACCUGUUUGAAUGGAGAGGAAGAGGAGGAGCUUAGCCUGGACUCCCAUGUCCUGAUUCACUAUCACAGGGGCCUGGCUGUGAUAGGACAGCCAGUCAGGGUGUCUGUAAAUCUGAGAGCAAACUUCACUGCUGAGUUUGUUGUCAUAAGGCUGAAAGUGAAGAAGGGCUUGGUGUCAAUGGUGGCCCAGAGAACUCUGACCUCUGACCUUUGGGCCGUGACUCUGGAAAAAAGCCAAGGCUCCAAACACGACGUGCUAUCCAUCUUCUGCCACAAACACAGCACACACAAGCAAACACACAAUCCCACUCUCCCUCAGCAGGUGGUGUGUCUGUCAGUCAACGGCCGGAAGCAGAGUUUCGGUGUUGCCAUGGCAGUGCCUGCCAACUGGUGGGUGGAGUACUCUGAGCAUAACAACCCUGUAUCACCACACAGUGCAGGAGUGAGCAUCUUCACCUUCGCUGAUCGACACAUCUCUGGAAUCACUCCCAUUACAGAGGGUAACACUAUCAUCAACACAGCAAUACUGACCAACCAGCGGGUAACACUUCCUGUCAUUGUCCUGGCCAUAAGUCAUGAUGGAAAGGUGUCAGACGUUACAUCUGCAGUCACAUGCCACUCCACCAAUGAGAACACGGUCAAGGUGUCCAGUGAUUGCUCCAACCUCUUUGUGGAUGGCAGUGAAUCCGGGUUGGGUAACACCUGUGCAACAGUGGAGUUUCUACUUGGAACGUUACAUGGCUCUGUGUGUCUGGAGGUGUGGGCUCCCUCAGUGCCCCUGCGAGUGUCCCUGUCAGACCCUGUUCUCAAUGCCAUCGAUGGUUGGAACCACCUCACAGAGAAAGGGUGUGUGCCGGUGUAUCAGCGCUCCUCAGUCCAGGUUCUGACUCAGUUCACAGCUCAGGACUCCAGCAGCCGAACCACACACCUCCUGGGUUCAUCUGAUUGGUUUGUGGAUGUUACCGAGCUGGUUCUUAACUCAGUGAGAAUAGAAGACCCUCGAGUGGCUUACCUUGGUGCCCAGAACACCCUGAUUGGUUUACAACCAGGAAAUACAUCACUCUAUGUCAUCUCUGAGCAGUGGGAUGGUGUGCUGGGCCAAUGUGACAUCACUGUGACCUCUGACCCUGUUACCCCUGGUGACCUGUCUGUGCAGGUGGUCAGUGGCCUCGGCAUGUCAGUCAAAGCAAGCCCCGCCCACCCUUUCAUCAUCACAACAACAGUGACAGCCUACAAUAUCCUACACAACUACCACCAGGAGGCGUCCAUCAGUGUCUGGCUCCAAUUCAGUGAUGACACCGCCUCCCUGCUCUCCUCCUUCAGUGACCUUCCCCUUUUCCUCCGUCUCUCCUCAUUGGCUGAGACUGUGGUUGUGGUGACACCUGGCUCUAACCAACGCAUCUUUGCCCAGGGUGACGGAGGUGGGCCUUUACUGCUUGCAGAACUUUUGGCUUCAACCUGCACUGACAAACUAAUCCUCUCCAACUCUAUCAGUGAAGGAGACAGUGAUUGGAUGAAAACAGGAGGUGGCGAGGGCAGGACUAGGAGGCUGGCGAGAGGAUCUGGUUGGAUAAGAGUCAACCUAGACCUAGGCUUUCUGCAGCCAGUAGGGGACAAGAAUGAUGAGGGCGAUGAGUUUGAGUUUGACAUUUCAGAUACACUGGUUGAGUCAGACAGCGACAUCUAUGCAUCGAAUUUUGACAAAAACGAAAAUGGGAUUUUAAGCAGUGACUACUCUGACAAAAUCAGUGGGAGGAUGACCAGUGGAAACUGGAACAGGGUGGGGAACGGAGGCAUCAUCACUCGAAACAAUCUGGAAAGGGCUGUGCUGAUGCCCAACCAGGAGGAGGGCACGGUGUACUUCUCCCCAAGCCAGGAGAAAGAAGGACUUAGGAAGGAGGAGGAGGAAGGACAGGGAGCUCAAGAGCUCAAGCUUGGUUUGGGAGCUGUCCUCUCUCUGCUCUGUCUCUCUGCUGUUCUCUUCCUGGCAAACUGUCUACCCUGCGCCCUGCGGGACAGGAGGAAGACAAUGAAAGAGGCAGAGAGGGAGGUAGAACUAGAGGGAGGUGUAAGUGAAGAAGAGGCAGAGGAAAGGAAGAAGACAAAGGUAGGGGGCUGGGAGGCGAAGGAGAGGAGGAAGCCAGAAGCUGAAGACAACAUAAAGCAGCAGCAGGUGGAGAAUGAUAAAGAGGAGAUUAAAGAAAUUGAGAUAAUUUGCUGAUCACCCUGUUCAAACCACAGCAUCACUCUCAUAGACAGUUUACAAUAUGUAUUUGUUACUCACAGUAGAACACAUGGCACCACUUUGUUGCGGUAUGACAUCACUUGGAGUGAGUCAAAUGAUGCAACACCAUGUGAUGUGGCAGCUAAAGUCUGUGUUGCCCUUUAAUCCAGGACUGGUAAGUCAGUUUAGGGAACUAUCAUUUUGCAUCUUUACAGUUCAAGAAAUGUUCUUGUAUUUGUAAAUUGUCUUUUGGCCUGUAGCUCAAGUAAGUUUAAGUUUUGACCCUCCAAGGGAAAAUGUUUUGCCGUGACAGCAUUACUCUGUAAAUUUCACUUUAAUAUCCUCCCAGCCAAGCUAAGUGGUUUGGAAACAGCAAAAAUGUGUGCAAUCUUCUUCCAUCUGAACCACACCUACAGACCCAUAUUAGUCACUCGAGCCCUCCAUCAAGUGUCUUUUGGUCCAUGUGUUACACACCACAAUGGGCCUGAAAACAUGUCAAUAGCUAUCUACUGGCCUCUGUUUAAAUGAGAAAUUUUCAUAUAUGUUGAUAUAUAUUCAGCCUCACUCACUCUUUCUUUGUGAACUGAUAAAACUGAUUCAACAUCCCAUACAGUGUAAAUAUGUUGAAUAAUAUCUUUGUGUUUAGAAACUGUGUUUACCUCCUAACCUGAUGUUUUAUUUUCACACCACGUUGUAUUUUGUUUUGUCAGUUGUGUUUUUGCUUUUAUAUCAGUGUGUCUAAAAUACAUCAUGCUGUAAAUGAAAUGAAGCUGUUUAACAUGCAAAAUGGGUAUUAAAGAGCAGUCCUGGGUGAGCUGAGUUGUGAAGAGCAAUGGGCGUUGUUGGAUUUGAGUGUAGCCUACAUUAUUACAUUUGCAUUUAGCAGACACUUUUGCCCAAAGCAGCUUACAGUAAGCCAUACAUACACUGAUGGCAGUA
Molecule: messenger RNA, 4280 nt
Organism: Acanthopagrus latus (yellowfin seabream)
Lineage: Eukaryota; Metazoa; Chordata; Actinopteri; Spariformes; Sparidae
Gene: tmem132a
Product: transmembrane protein 132A
Exons: 14
Coding region: 144-3338 (1064 amino acids)
Source: RefSeq, a predicted model, not a curated record